Messenger RNA from Anopheles maculipalpis, 1431 nucleotides. RefSeq lists its product as uncharacterized. Gene Ontology annotation, molecular function: alcohol dehydrogenase (NADP+) activity. The transcript has 4 exons. Lineage: Eukaryota; Metazoa; Arthropoda; Insecta; Diptera; Culicidae. The coding region runs from base 136 to 1362 and encodes 408 amino acids. The record is from RefSeq and is a predicted model, not a curated record. Gene Ontology annotation, biological process: alcohol metabolic process.
CACAAAAGUGUUCGCCUUAGCAUUACUUAAUCGCGCCGAGAGUAAAGAGAAUGUCCACAAAAGGAACCAAUUCGUUCGGCUGUCAGGACCCGUUCCAUAUCGUUGGACACCGCGCAACGUCUCAGAAACGCCGCCAUGAGUAAGCUAAUCCGCCAGGUGUCGAUCGAAACACCGGCACCGAAGCUGAAGGACUGCGUGCUGAACCUGGUGGUACCAGUGCCGGACACACCGUUACAGGGUGCACGCAUUCUUGUUGUGUAUGCCGGCGCUUGCUACCGCAAGAACCAGUCCACAUCGAUCUCCUCCAUCAGUAGUCAGCUGUCGGACACUGGGGACAUUACAACAUCGUUACAUCUGCUCGCGAAGCAGAUGCAGAGCGGUAGCUUCACCAGUAUCAGCGAAGAAGGACCGGACAGUGCACCACCUCAGCAUCAUCAGACCUCGGUGGCCAUUCAGCACAACCCGCAAGCACAUCAGGGUGUCCGAGAUGGAGCACUGUUUCCCGGGUUUGAAGUGGCGGGAGUUAUCGAGUCACUUGGCAGCGAACUGAAACCAGACUGUGGCUUCAAGGUGGGUCAGCGAGUAAUCCUGUACCCGUACGAGGGCGUUCCACAUGGGUACUCCGAGCUGAUGGUAGUGCCGGACCUAAAGUAUCUGAUCCCGAUUCCGGACGAGCUGUCGCUGAGCGUGGCCGCCACAUUGCCGACCGGUGCACUAUUGGCCCAAAGUGCUAUCAUUGCCGCGCACAAGAUUGUGGACGAACUGCUCAAAACACGACCGGCUGAGAAGGUGAAGAUUCUGAUCGUUGGUACCGGUGGGUUGGCACUGUGGGCGGUAAGAAUUGCGGCCCAACACUUUUACACACCGGCUACCAAGGACAAGAUACAGAUCACUGUUGCGAGCCUGCGAGAUGAAGGAUUCCUGGUGGCAAAGAAGUGUGAACGGGUAAACAUCGUCCAGUGGAAUGAAGAUCUGUAUGAGAAGCAGCUGAUUGAACGUACGCACGACGCCUGCGACGGUUUGGUGGAUAUCGUGAUCGACUUCGGUACGACAUCGCGCAGCUUGCAUCGGUCGAUGCAGUGCCUGACUAAGGGUGGCCACAUCUUCAUCAGUGACGAGGUGGCGGAAAAGCUGCUGCCCAAGUUUAGCAAGCGUGCCGAGGAACGCGGCCAAACGAUUGAAGCCGUACCGACCGGUACGAUCGAGCAGCUACAUCAGCUGGUGAAGCUAGUUUCUUCCAAUGAGAUCGAACCACCGCCACACUCAGUAUUUCCCUCGGAUCAGGCCGCCGAAGUGGUGCGCAAGCUGGCCAGCUCGGAGAUUCCCGGACGUGCCAUCCUGAAAUUCCAUGAUAUCGAGUAAGCACACGCGCUCCAGCCCAACUCUAACUGAUGGGGGAGUGGAUAUACACAUCACGCAUAUGCUUUCCCG